Messenger RNA from Limanda limanda (common dab), 2166 nucleotides. RefSeq names its product DnaJ heat shock protein family (Hsp40) member B12a (gene dnajb12a). The record is from RefSeq and is a predicted model, not a curated record. Gene Ontology annotation, molecular function: Hsp70 protein binding. Gene Ontology annotation, biological process: cellular response to misfolded protein. The transcript is spliced from 9 exons. The coding region runs from base 49 to 1164 and encodes 371 amino acids. NCBI's taxonomy places the organism in Eukaryota, Metazoa, Chordata, Actinopteri, Pleuronectiformes, Pleuronectidae. Gene Ontology annotation, cellular component: endoplasmic reticulum membrane.
GUCACUUUGCUGCGACCCGAGGCAAGUAAACAUUUCCGCUGUGUCGCGAUGGACUCAAACAAGGACGAAGCCGAUCGGUGCAUCAAAAUAGCCCUGAACGCGAUCGGCAACAACCAGCCAGACAAAGCCAGGAAGUUCCUGGACAAGGCGCAGCGCCUGUUUCCCACGGAUCGAGCCAAAAACUUGUUGGAGUCGUUAGAGCAGAACGGGAAGCCUCCGGAGGAGAACGGCGGCCCUGUGAACGGAGACGGACCCGCUAUGAGGCACCGCGGCCCCGCAGAGCAGCCGGCCGGGUCCGCACCGGGGGCCACGGACUCGGCCAAGCCCUUCACUGCCGAGCAGCUCGAAGCUGUCAGAAAAAUUAAGAGCUGUAAAGAUUAUUACCAAACUCUGGGAGUUGAAAAGACGGCCUCUGAAGAGGAUCUUAAAAAGGCUUACAGGAAGCUGGCCUUGAAAUUUCACCCAGACAAAAAUCAUGCACCUGGAGCCACAGAGGCAUUUAAAGCUAUUGGUAAUGCCUACGCCGUACUAAGCAACACUGAUAAACGAAAGCAAUAUGACCAGUAUGGAGAGGAACGAUCACAUCCAACCAGACAGAGACACCAGCGUGAUUUUGAAGCAGACAUUUCACCCGAGGACCUCUUCAACAUGUUCUUCGGUGGAGGCUUCCCGUCAAGUAACGUACACGUUUACAGAAACGGAAGAAUGCAUUUUGCACAACACAACAGACAAGAAAGACGAGGAGAACAACAGAGAGAUGGAGGACUGGCUCUCUUUGUCCAGCUGAUGCCUAUCUUAAUCCUUAUCAUUGUUUCUGCUCUCAGCCAGAUGAUGGUUACCCAGCCCCCUUACAGCCUUAGCUACCGCCCAUCAGCUGGACACAUUCACAAAAGGCAUACAUCCCACCUGAAGGUGCCUUUUUACGUGGGAGAUCGUUUCAAUGAAGAAUAUUCUGGGAAUAACAUGAAGAAUUUGGAGAGAAGUGUAGAAGAUGACUAUAUCUCCAACCUUAGAAACAACUGUUGGAAGGAAAAGCAGCAGAAGGAAGGCUUACUGUACCGUGCUCGUUACUUUGGGGAUUCAGAAUUGUACCAAAGGGCACAGAGAAUGGGGACGCCCAGCUGUUCCAGACUAUCAGACAUUCAGGUCCUAUUGGAUGGCUAGAAACCACUUGCACAUACAUGGGUUCCUCUGUACUUGAAUCUAAUUAGAAGAAAUUGGUCGGAGCCCACUCAGAUUGGAGCAUAUUUCUGCGGCAAAACCAAGAGAAUCAAACAUGCCUUAUGUGCAGUGGGCGACAGACCUCAUCAGGGAACCUCUCUGCAACUCGCUGUAGAUUGACUUCCUGUAGAACUGUGAGAAGCUUUGAGUUGACUGCUGACAUUUUCUUACUCUAGUGUCUUCGGGGUGGCGAGAGUCCACUGGGCGUCCGGGGAAAAGUAAGAGAAAAUUUGAACAGUAACGAAGCUGCUAAGUUUAGUUUUCUCUGUCCGGAUCUUUUUCUGUUUUUCCUUAAACAUUUUGAGAAACCUCAUGGCCUUCUCAUAGACAGACGUCUGAGCCACUCACAAGGAGCGUGUGUAAUUUUUAUAGUUCUUACCUAUGUAAAUAUUCAUUUUACUUUUAACAGUUCAGGGUUAAUUGAAGUUAAUAUCAUAUACUAUAAUGUUAUGUGGAAUUGCUUGUAGUCUGUUGGAGUAUUGAGAAUCAUUGCACAAAUAAAACUAAACCAUAUUUAUUAAAUUAACAAGCUAAAAUUGUACAAAGGUUUCUUUAAAUUAAAUUUCUUUAAUGAUUGAUGGGUGCAUAUCUUUUCUGUAAAGCAUUCACGCACACACUCGUGCUUUUAUAAUGAGCUGAUGUGCUCGUACCAAAUUCUGCAUCUUUGAAUCUGAAGUGUGUUAAUAGAAAACUUAAGUAUAGUUAAAUCAGACACUGUGUACUGCACACAGCCUAUUUUAUGAAUGUGCUGUUGAUAGAUACUGUUCUGUCAAUGCAAAUAACAAAUAACAGAUAACAAACUAAUUGUUAUUAACCAUGACAUGAUGUUUUCAGCUGUGUCUUGUGUUUACUUGUUAGCAGAAUUAUGCAAAAACUUCCACCGAACUUGAUUUGGAAAUGACACCUGGUACUGGGAAGAAACCAUUAAAUUGUGAUGCAGAUUAA